Saccostrea echinata is the source of this 5203-nucleotide messenger RNA. RefSeq names its product mitogen-activated protein kinase kinase kinase 4-like. The record is from RefSeq and is a predicted model, not a curated record. The transcript has 24 exons. Gene Ontology annotation, biological process: MAPK cascade; protein phosphorylation. The coding region runs from base 28 to 5016 and encodes 1662 amino acids. Gene Ontology annotation, molecular function: protein kinase activity; ATP binding. NCBI's taxonomy places the organism in Eukaryota, Metazoa, Mollusca, Bivalvia, Ostreida, Ostreidae.
CUGUAGCAAGAGUUAUCGAGAUUUGACAUGGCGGACAGGGAUUUUAGAACUCCCUUGUCGACAACGCCAAACGAAGAUUUCAACCCAUUGGCAGAGGAACAAGAAGAUUUUAAUAGCAAACUCUGUCUCCAGAAUAAUCAGGAGCAUCAUGACGCAGACUGCAGUGGUAGUGAUGAUGAAACAGAUUCUCAGUGUACAUCAAUUGAGGAGAUGCCAGCAGGAAUUCUGUACAGUGUAACACCACCAACCAAUAUACGUGGAGUAAAGAGAGACAAGAAAAAACAACAGACAAACAUUCAAAAACAAUCCUAUAAACAGUACACAGAAUUAAAAAAGGCAAAGAAAUCAUUGCGAAAUGCUGUCAUUAAAGAAAGAUAUGCAAAUGAUCCCAUGUUUUGUAAACUUGGUCAUAUAGAUUCAGAUGACAAUCUAGAAAAGGAUUUUGCAGAUGACAAAGAUAAAAGAAGUAUGGAUAGUCGUGAUUUGAAGAAAAAAAGCAUGACAAAAACUAUAGCUCAUGAGAGAUUAGCAAAGAGAAAUUCUAGUGAUUUAGCUUCAAUAGACACAACAACAGUCGAUGUUCCUGUUCCACAAGCUGCUGCAAAGGUUGACACCUCAGGAAGAUUUUCUUCUUUGAACUUUCAUGGAAGAAUUCCGAUUGACAGCUCUGGAAGGUUUGCAUCAUUGAACCUUAAAUCUCAUGCCCUGUCCUCGAUGGGACAGUCAUUGAGUUCAAGCUGGAAUGUAGGCAGAAGUGAACACAGAAGACAGUCUGUAGUUAAUGUGGAAGUGCCAAAAGAAAGAGUGGAUUUUUUCAAAAUAUUUUCAACAUUGAUAAAUAUGGGUUCACAUUCAAAAAAAGAAAAAGAUGUAAAGGGAGUGAAAGAUAAGAUGAGCUAUAGAAGACAGAUCAGUUCUGAGCAGGAGUUAUGGCAGGAGCGAUAUAAAGAUUACUUGUGGCUUGAACUUCAGAUGGACCAACACGGCUUUAAAACUUUGAAUGAACAAGAAGAAUAUCUGAAAAUGCAAAGAGAGAAAAUUCCAGAUGUUCUGGAAGAAAUACUGAAUUUCAAAUUUGAUUGCUCUUUGGAACAGUUUGAAAGAAGUGAAGAAGAAUCAAGUUUUAGCAUUCAAAAUAAUGAGAAUACACCUUAUUCAUUCACAUUAACAUCAGAAACAGUUGCACAGCAAAGAGAAGCUCUUAUUUAUGUCCAGGAAUUGCUAAACAAACUGGAUGCAUGUGAGCAAUUAUUUCCUACAUCAAAGGCAUUUGCAAAAGAAUUUGAAAUGUAUAGUAAUAAACAAUUUACUCAGCAAGUUAAAUCAUUGUACCUUUGGCAAAGUAUUACCAAAGAUUUAUGUCACAAGAUCCGAAAACUAGGACUCAUUCUUGGUGCUCAACAUGCAUCAGAUUAUGACUGGCCAGAAAUAGACCUUGAUAGUCCACGGUUCUCGGAAGACUUUGAUUUUAAUUGUUUUAGCAGGCAAAAUAUUCCAAAAAUUGAAGAGCCAUCUUGUGUGAUUAGUGAAGAUGAACUAGAAAACACUUCUGAAAGCUUUAGUACCCAAACUGAGAAUGCCAAACGUGUAACAUUUACUCUAAAUAGUACAAGGUCAUCAAGAAACACAAGUCCAGUGAAUUCUGAGAUAUCUUACAAAGGAUUAAGGACAACCUACUCCUCAGGAAACCUCUCUAGAGCUUCAAGCGAAGCAAGCCUAGAUGAGCUUCAUCAUCCACCUGCAAAACUGUUGUUUAGGAAAUAUGUAGACAAAACUUUAAAAAGAAUGGGGAUGAAUAAAAUGUUGCUGAGGUUCAAAGAGCUUUUAGAUAGAACAUUACAAAGGGCUAGAGAGGCUUUACAAAGGCCAAAGAUUCCUUCCAAUUCUGAUAUACAGUCUCCAGAAGUGGAUGGAACUGUGCAGUUGUCCUCCUCCCCAGCUUUGGAUCUCCACUACGCUGAUGCCAAUUCCACUUCUGUCAAUGUCUUUCACAGAAGCUCCAGUCUUACAGAUAUUGGAGCAUGGAGUGAGCACUUCAUUCAAAUGGGCUUACCAUCAUUCCAAUCCAGCUACCUUUUCCUACUUCAUGUAUUUCUGGAAGUGAUUCAUGAAGCUAUGAGGCUGCGUUUGGAACAGAGACCAGUCAUUGAUCCCUCCUUUCUCAGCAUUAGACCGCUUUUGAGAGAAUGCAAGGAAGUACUUCGAGGUGCAGUGAUUGUUAAACAGUAUUUUCAGACGAUGGUAGACGAUGUCUCCUCAGAGGGGGAGACCAAUAUCAUGAAAGAUUUAGGAGAAUUUGAUGAUGAUGUCAGAAAAAUGUUAGAUGUAUACUUCACAUAUUUACAAAGCUGGAUGUUAGCGCUGCAGAGUCUUCCAGAAGCCUCACUUAGUUUGAAGAAUGUUUUAGAAUCAGAGUGGCUUUUCACCAAACAGAUAUGUCCUCAUGUGAUUGGUGGGGAGGCAGAGGCUGGCAAACGGUUCAGUUCACUGGCUAGUAGUCUUCUGAACUCAAUAGCAGACUUUCUGGAGAGUGGUAUAGAUGAUUUCACCACAAGCCUGUACAACCUGACAAUAAACGAGGACAAUGAGGAGGUACAGGAGUCAACAGAGAAGGACACCAAUAACAACAACGACAGUGACAAUAAUGACGAGGUGCACGAACAACAGAAGCUAAUGAUUCAGGAAAUUAGGCACUUGUUUCAACAAACUUCCAGAAAUUGCAAAAAACUCUUCAAUGAAGCUAGAGAGAGAGCCUCAAAGGCUCUGGGAUUUGCAAAAGCUUUGAGGAAGGAUCUGGAAAUAGCAGCAGACUUUAACAUUGCAGUAACAACUGUUGAACUUUUGGCUAAACUGAAAACUACAAACUUUGUAAUGGUAAACUUUGCCUCCAAUGACCCAGGAUAUUUAGUGUUCAUUCCAUCCAGAAUUGCAGACAACAGACACCUUAUUUUGCAACUAUUGAAUGUGACUUGUGGCAGAGAAGAUUUAAGUGCUUCUAUACAGGAUUUGGGUAGUCUGAAGGAGGAUGGCUAUCUACUGAUGGUGUGCUGUGAGGGGGGCAAGGGCAGUGUUAAGGAUUGCCCUCUAUGGUUUGGUCAGGUUGUCAAAGUGGAUCCUACGGCGGAAACUGCAAUUGCUUUGUCACACAUACAGGUAGAAGGUUUACUACUUGUUGUGAUUCAUUCAUCUCAGCUUAGUGCACAAAGAAAGGAGUUUGAGUCUUUGAUGGGAAAAACAGUACAACUAGUAAAUGAGCAGACUUCUUGUCAUCAAGCCAUUGCAGAGUCUUUAACAGAAUUAAAGGGAUCUGCCAUGGAGCUUCAAGAAAGAGUUGUUCAAGCUAUAAAGCAAGUGGAUGACAAGUUUUACUGUGAAGAUAUGGCAAAUUUUGAUGACAAUGAAAGAAACCACCUUCUAAACUUAUACAGAGAAACAAUGCUUAAAGGAUAUAAUUUUGGAUUUGAGUAUCUUAGAGAAGUAACCAGACUUGUAACAGGAGAAACUAAGCAAAAACUCAGCAAAAGACUUGUUAACUUUGCCAAAGAGUGGAUGGCAUUUGUAACUGAGAAAUGUGAAAAAGGAAGAGGCAUGCGCCCAAAAUGGGCUAGUCAAGGACUGGAUUUUCUUAUUGUUGCAUGUGAACCCAAAGUUCUUGCAUGUCUGACAGAUGAAGAAUAUCAGGAAUUGAAGAAAAGCAUUAACAGCUGUAUCAGCCAUGUUAUAGGAUCAGCAGAUCGCACACCAGUCAGUCCCACUCAUAGUCAAGGAAGCUCACCCAUUCCACGUUCAUCUAGUGUAGACUCGGGCAGACAACCAUACCUACGUUAUCCAUCUUGGCCAGCUGAGCAGGCUCAGGGGAAAUUCACACGAUCAACCUCCAAUAUUUCUAACAAGUCCUCUCAAAGUGAACCACCUCCAAACUCCACUGAGUCAAGGGUUAAGAGACACUCGAUGGAUUAUCACUCAGAAGUGGACGUACAUGAUGGUGAUGAUGGUGGAAUUGUCUUAGACAUAAAUCUCAAAAGAAAUUUUAGAGUUUCCGGUGACAUAGAAGAUUUAAAACCUUUAGACAGAAGGAAACAAGCUAUAUUAAGGCUUGAAGAAAGAAGAUUGUUGCGACUGAGAGAUUCUGGGGUGAUAGGAGUGGUAACCAGUCGAAAAAUAGAACCAGAUUAUCGCAUCAGUGUUCGGCGUGUCAACUUCAGAUGGCAGAGAGGACUUAAAAUUGGUGAAGGACAAUUUGGUAAAGUUUAUUCUGCUGUUAAUAUGGACAAUGGAGAAUUAAUGGCCAUGAAAGAGAUGAAGUUUCAAGCCAAUGAUCAUCAAGCAUUAAAAGAAUUAGCAGAUGAAAUCAUUUUGUUUGAAGGCAUACAACACCCAAAUCUUGUGAAAUACUAUGGAGUUGAAGUUCACAGGGAUGAAAUGUUGGUGUUCAUGGAAUACUGUGAUCGUGGAACACUGGAAGAAGCAGCAAAAAUGGGACUUCCUGAACACAACAUCAGAGUAUACACCAGGGAAAUUCUGCUAGCCGUCAACCAUUUACAUGAAAAUAACAUUUUACACAGAGAUAUAAAGGGUGCCAACAUAUUUUUGACAUCUAGUGGAUGUUUAAAACUGGGAGAUUUUGGAUGCUCAGAGAAGCUGAAAAGCCAUGCAACUCUGCCUGGCGAGUUCAACAGCCUUGUUGGAACCAUGGCAUACAUGGCACCCGAAGUGAUCACAAGAAAUGCAUCUCAAGGUCAUGGUAGAGCAGCUGACAUUUGGAGCCUGGGAUGUGUGGUAAUAGAGAUGUCAGCAGGGAAGAGACCUUGGCAUGAGCUGGAGAACAGUGCACAGAUCAUGUUCAAAGUUGGCAUGGGAGGGAAACCCCAGAUUCCUGAAAGUUUGAGUGCAGAGGGUAAAGAUUUCCUGGUUCAGUGCUUUAAAAGUGAUCCAACAGAGAGGAGUACUGCAGCAGAACUUUUAGAUCAUCCUUUUGUAAAGGUCCAAGUUGAAGAACAAGAUGGAGAGACUUGAUAGUUCCAUUGAAGAUUUAUACAGUUAAUAUUUUUUUUUUGACAUUAUAUGCCAUUCCUGUAGAAAAUUAGCAUAACCUUGAAGUUUGUUAUAUUGAUUAAUUGUUAAUAUUUGUUAUACCUAAAAGGUAUACACAAAAGAACACAAUAUUUUCUUGUUAUUAAAAACAAGUAUAAAUAUUCAGCAA